Ahaetulla prasina is the source of this 4848-nucleotide messenger RNA. RefSeq names its product calcium voltage-gated channel auxiliary subunit gamma 6 (gene CACNG6). Gene Ontology annotation, cellular component: L-type voltage-gated calcium channel complex; membrane. Gene Ontology annotation, molecular function: calcium channel regulator activity. NCBI's taxonomy places the organism in Eukaryota, Metazoa, Chordata, Lepidosauria, Squamata, Colubridae. The record is from RefSeq and is a predicted model, not a curated record. Gene Ontology annotation, biological process: calcium ion transport; regulation of calcium ion transmembrane transport via high voltage-gated calcium channel. The coding region runs from base 234 to 1010 and encodes 258 amino acids. The transcript is spliced from 4 exons.
CAAGUUGGGGGCACUGCCUCGAAAAGACAGGGGUGCGGGGAGAGCACUCGACAACUUUUCAGCACUGCUUGCAGUGUGUUGACCUAGAUAAAACUCAGAAAAAGCUGGGCAACGGACCCAAGCACAAAACCUGGCUCAGAGCUUGGGUAUUUAACAGGCAACGGACAAACUAGCUUUUAUUUUUCCUGGGCAAAAUAGAUUCCCUAAACAAGCAGGGAUCAGGAAAAGGGGAUAUGAUGUGGCCCAACUUUUUCCUUCAGGACCGGGAGCAACGCAUAGCUAUGCGCAGGCGGGGGGACACCCAACGGCAGAAAGUUCUGACGGACGAGCAGGAAGGCAAGAUCAAGCUGGCAUUCUUUGUGGCCAUCGUGGGGAUGACCCUGACGGUGUUGGCGGUAGGCACAGAAUUCUGGGUGGAACUCAACACCUACAAGCAGAACCACUCCGCCAUCUGCGAGGCCGCCCAUUUCGGCUUGUGGAAAUUCUGCUACAAGAAACUCUGGGUCUACGAUGUGGGAGAAGAGAGAGACACCUGCGGGCCUGCGGAGCUGCCUGGUGAAGCUAAUUGUUCUUAUUUCAAAUUCUUCACUACUGGCGAGAAUGCCAACAUCUUCCUAAGGACUACAAAAAAGGAACUGAACAUCACGGCAGCCGUUGUGUCCCUCCUCAGCAUCACCUUGAUGGCCAUGGGAUCCCUCUGUAUCACAAUGGCCCUGAGCAAAGGAGUCGAGUUCCUCCUGAAGCCAGCAUCAUGCUUCUUUAUAAUAUCAGGACUGAUGGUGUUGGUUACUUUGGAGAUUUUCCGACAAUCGGUACGGUGGCUGAUCACCUCCAAUGACACCAUCCCACUAGAAUAUGAGUAUUCCUGGUCUGUGGCUUGUGCAGUGUCUGCAGGGGCAAUUCUGAUAUUUGGGGGAGCCUGCUUCAUCUUAUUGUCUAUCCCAGAUUUGUCCAAAAAGCCUUGGGAAUAUUGCAUCAGAAAGAGAAGCACCAGUGACCAUACUUCUUAAUGUUGGAGGAAAAAUUAAAAUCUCUCUAACUUUCAUUCUGCAACCUUUUACACAGAGAGGUGGAAAGAAUCAAUCUUCCCUAUUCUACCCCCUGCCCUAUUUCCCAAGUUUCUGGACACACUUUUCUUCCCUAUUUUGUGACUUGUAAAUAGAACCAGUUGUGCUUGGCUUGUCUUGUUUUAAUUUGGGGUGGGGGAGCAAGGGAGGGGGGACUGCAAAAAAAAAGGCUCCAUUGAUGAACAAGGGACAGCUGUGUUAGUGAACAGAGACACUAACAAAUCGAGGGAGGAUAAAGGCCUGUAUUUAAAACCCAGUUUUUAUAAAUAGAUAUUUUUAGCUUAACAAGAGGACUUGUGUCUUGAAAGUCUUUUAAAUUCACACCGAGGUCAGACAACAAAAUCUUAUGUCAAUUUUCCACCUUAGCCAAGUUUCACCCGAAACAAAAAUUACAAUUCUUCUGUUGGAAAAUUGAAAGAGCACGAAAAGAACAAAAGAAUCUUGCAAUUUGGCUUACAUGUUUUACUUUUUUGCAUACCCUACAGAUUCACCCCAAAUAUGAUCUGGUCCUUUGAGAAUGAAAGGGAGACACCAAAAUUACCAACCUAACUUUCCAAACCAUGGAUAAAUUCUUAACCUACCAUUUGGGUAAUGUGAAAAGAAUUCAUAAGACUUUUGUUCAGAUGAAUUUCCAUCCAGCAUCCUGCCAGAUUAACUAGCUAAAAUCUACAACAGUGAAAUCAAUGGACAGGCAGAAUUUUCAAAACUCAUUUUUUUCUCCCCCCAAUUAAGUAUUAUAUAUAAAAAAUGUAUCUCUUGAAACUUUUCCAGUGAAUAAUGCUUCUAGGAGCAGAGUCCAGCUGAUUAAGCUAACAUGAAUUGCAGUUCUCUGCUCAGAGAAGGCACACACAGACAGUGUAGGGAAACCACUUAUAGCAGGAACUUUCUUGAUUUAAGAGUAACUUUUGAAGGGAAGUGGAGAGAAAGUUGCAAGCAGCUACAGGUUUACAACAUGAAUUUAUAUGUUGAUGCCUAACCAGUAUCCUUUGUCUGCUCUAGACACCAUAGCCAUUCUCCAGUGACAAUGUUUAUCUUCUUGAUAUGAUGGUGGUUUAAAGCACUUGGAGGCAGUCAUGUCAGCUGGGGAAUUCUGGGAAGUUGAAAUCGACACAGCUGAAAAUUGCUGAAAUUGAGAAAGACUGUUUUAAAACACCCAUGACUACGAUGUAGAAAUGAGCCACUAAGAAAUUUCUAUUGGACUUUGCCAUUUGUGAUGAUUUUCCUCAAAAUCCACAUAUUGCCUUGGAUUAACAGGGAUUAAUGCAACCAUGAGUGUUGGAAAGGACUGCAAACCAAGUUGCUUUGAUGAAGGAAGGCAGAGUUUUUCAGCCACACUGGCUGGGGAAUUCUGGGAGUUGAAGUGCAGCCGUCUUAAAGUUACCAAGGUUGAGAAACACUGAAAUAAGAAAUAAAGACGCAUGGAUGAUGUUUCUCUUCACUGCCUCAAUUUGUUCCAAAGAUAACCUCUGUUUUUAUGGAGACAGAAAGGACCAUUCCCAUGUCUUUUACCUUGCCUUGCUUUGCUUUGCUGUAUUUGGGGAAUGGGAGAGAGGGUGACAAAAUUAUUUGGGGGAGGGCAGGAAAUCAUACCUUUUUAUUUCCCAGAGCCCUGCUCUGUUUUUUGCAAAACUAAUUAAAUGUUUGAAGGACACCAUAAUAGUGGAUGGUAUUUGUGGUAAAUCAUACCCUGUUACAGAUGGUGUAGAAAGCAGAAUCAAUAAGAUGAUUCUACAGAAUAAUUCAAGGGGAUAGGUGGUUUUAUAGAAAUAAUUUCUUUUUUCUUGAAUUGCUAGACCAGAUUUCAUCAAUCUUUAGUCAAAACUUGCCAAAACCAGAAAAAAAUUCAUUUUCCCAGAUUUUUUUUACCAUAUAUUGAAGUUCUUUGAUGGGACAAUAUUAACUGUGAAUUAAUUUUGAACUAUAUUCUGGGGCACAACUAGAAGCCAUUAAAGAGAAAGCCACUCAAGAAAGAGUGCAGAGAAGAGCAACAAAGAUGAUUAGGGGACUGGAGGAUAAAACAUAUGAAGAACGGUUGCAGGAACUGGGUAUGUCUAGUUUAACAAAAAGAAGGACUAGGGGAGACAUGAUAGCAGUGUUCCAAUAUCUCAGGGGCUGCCACAGAGAAGUGGGAGUAGGGCUGUUCUCCAGAGCACCUGAGGGUAGAACAAGAAGCAAUGGGUGGAAACUGAUCAAGGAAAGAAGCAACUUAGAACUAAGGAGAAAUUUCCUGACAGUUAGAACAAUUAAUAAGUGGAACGACUUGCCUUCAGAAGUUGUGAAUGCUCCAACACUGGAAAUUUUUAAGAAAAUGUUGGAUAACCAUCUGACUGAGAUGGUGUAGGGUUUCCUGCCUGGGCAGGGGGUUGGACUAGAAGGCCUCCAAGGUCCCUUCCAACUCUGAUGUUAUGUUAUGUUAAAUAUUCAGCUGCGGUCGGGUGUCUGCAAGAUAUGGUCAAAGAGAAGAACAGCAAUGGUGCAAUUUAAGCUCUGCUUUUUUUAAAAAAGUGAGAGGAAUUUUAAUCACAACAUUGGACCAACAUCUUGGCUUUGUUGUUAUUAUUUAUCAUCACACAGUCAGCCAGAUAUUUAGACUGGAUUUGGCAUCUUUAUCUAUCGAGUCCCUCCCAAGGGCAGAUUUGAAGGUAUUAAAGGUAUCAUCACAAGAUAUAAACUGCUCCAUGUAAAGCUGCCUUUUGCAAUUGACUGACGGCAAUUUUAUCAAUGACGAUGGUAUUCAGGUGAUAUUAUUAUUAUUAUUAUUAUUAUUAUUAUUAUUAUUAUUAUUAUUAUUAUUAUUAUUAUUAUUAUUAUUAUUUACCUAAUAUAACAUGCUAGCAUCCCUGCAUACUUUCCAUCGCAUAUUAAUUUAGAUGUAGUCUUUUAAAAGUCAGUUUUCAAUCUAUUCGUUGUAUCUCCAAGUCAUUAUAAGACAAUUUAAACCAAUCUACGUGAAAUAUAAUGCAAACAAGUUGUUUUAAGAGACUUUUCUUCAUUAUUUAGGGCUGAGGCCUAGAAAAAGCCCAGAGAUUGGGGCAUAAAAAGCAGAGGUCUGUAAUCUUGUGAGAUAACAGAAGAAGGGAAAAAUGUCAAGGCACAAAAUUACAUCCAGGUUUUCUCCAGCUGGCCUUAUGCAAGGUGCAAGGAGCUCAGCUUCUAUUCCUCCUUGUCAGCAUCUCAGUCCUGGGACAGGGCGUCCCACGGCAAGGGUCCUCCAGCAACGCUUACGACUCUCUCCUCAGUUAUUCUCGUUCUGCUCUGGGCCUCUCCAGUUACAUGCUGGGAUGUAAACAGUGCCCUGGUCUCUUUUCUUGGUCUCUACAGAGUUUUGCAUAGCAAGGAAACAACUUGUCACAAAAAGACAAGCUCAAAGUCCUGCUUCUAAGCAACCACCAGCUUUCUCUUUAACCUGGAUUCCCCUACAAGGGGGGCUUGAAUGGGCAUUCUCCAAAAACAGUUUCCCCUUGCUUUUUAAGGAUACAGCGAUGUGAAAUCAUCCACCUUCUUAUUCAGGCUUAAAGAUACAAUAAUCUGGUCUGUGAACGACAAUUUUUUUAAAUUGUAGCUGUAAGGCUACUGCCUUGAAGCCAGAAUAAACCAGUGGCUAAACAGUAUUUCUUCCAGCUGGCUAAACAAGCAAUGCCAAAAUGGGUGCCCCUCUCCCCAGCCUGGCCUCACACCCAGUUAUUUUUGCAGCAGAAAAGCAACAACAAGCAUUUUUUUAAAAAGCAGGUCGCUAUUUGUAAAGCUGCUCGAAAGCCCAAUGCCAGGACAUCGGAGCACA